CCUGUACUCUCUGCCGCGCCCACUUCAAGCGGCCUGACCUUUUGAGUACGUUGCACGUCGUGAAAUGAUCAUGGCAUCUCAUAGCAUCGGAUGGUCCAUGCUGACGUUUAUUCCCUGUUAGAACGGCAUAUGGACCGUCACCGCCAAAAGGAUCUCGAAGCAGGUGGUCCAGGCUGCGGUGUUCUCGACACCAGGAAACGAUCCUGGAAAGCGCCAGACGGAUCCGUCGUUGAAAAGCGUCCUUGUACAUACUCUAGUCAGAGAAGAUCCUCAACUGAGCGCCUGCAGUCCGAGGCUCAACAGGAGCCAUCGCCUGAGCCUGAAUCUACUGAGCUUGACUAUGUUAACUCGGCAUUUGACACAACAACGGUUCCGAAUAUCGACGCAAGUGCCGAUACGGACCUCCCUAUAAUCCUGGACAUUCGAUCUGGACACACUGAUACGACUACUGCGGAACACCCUGGAGACUCCGUCGGCGCCCUAUCCUUCUCGGGCGGUAUCCCUUCCCAGCAAGAGGACCCCACCCUACUCUACAACCAAUCUUGGACUGAUCUCCUCCAGUCGAGGACCUUGGAAGAUCCUUUCAGUGGUACUGAACAGCUACAGUACGACAGGAUCUUCCAACCAGAUACAGCCAGUUCGUUUAAUAUGCCAUAUACGACUGCCUUGGACUACAACUGGCUAUUCAGCGUCGACAAGUCCCCUGUUACCUUUGGAGGAAGCGACUCUACUCACUCUCCAGAAUUCUAUGGUCAGGAUUUUCAAGGAGUCAAUUUGCAAGGAGGAUUGGCCAUUACUCCGGAAUCGAUGGGCUCUCAACCCUGGUCAGAGACCAUGGACGCGGAUCACCGGGAACCCAGGAACCAAGAACAACCUUACAUUGACGUCAAUAAUCACCCUCCGACACAAAGAAUGAUGGGCCAUUCCGCUCGUCCCGGCUCAACAGAGGUCUACCCUGAGAGGAGCUCAAGAAGAAGACUGGCAGAUGGAUCUGCCGGUACUCAAAAAAACCGUAGCGGCGGAGGCCAUGCUGUUCCUAUCGAGUUUGAAAGGCCACUUUCUACGUUGCGGAAACCCCUUCCGCUUCCAAUACUCACCGAGGUCAUACGGGAGCGUCUUUUGAAAAUAAUCGACACUGCAAAUCCUUCUCUCCCAGAUCAGCGACAUUCUAUUUGGGACCACCCGUUGCUCUCGGUCGCAUCACUUCAAUCCUACCUGGAACUAUAUUUCACCCGCUUCAACACAGCAUAUCCGUUGAUCCACUUAGCCACCUUCAACGUACAUGAAGAUGAGCCUCUUCUGCUUCUCUCAGUUUGUCUGCUCGGAGCCACAUAUUCAACCAAGGAUGCACACCAACUUGCAGUGUGCAUCCACGAUGUUAUUCGUCCCAGCAUCUUCGCGCACGCUGGCUUUUCACCUAGGCCGGAAUUGUGGACUUUGCAGACCAUCUUGUUGGUAGAAUGCUUCGGCAAGUCAAGAGCUGGUCAGAAGCAACAUGAUAUGAGCCAUCUAUUUCACGGGCUUCUGAUUAAUCUCAUCCGACGAUCGGAUUGUCAGUCCAUCAAGCCCGUUGGUCCCCCUCAGGGCUCUGGCGAGGACAAUAUUGAGGGUCUAGAGCGCAUAUGGAGGCGCUGGGCCGAGGCUGAGCAAAAGAAAAGACUCGCAUUGCUCUGCUUCAUGUGGGAUACUCAGCACGCAGUACUUUUCUGUCAGAGCCUUUGCAUGUCUUCAUUUGAACUACGGCUGGAACUUCCAUGCAGCCAGAGUAUUUGGGAAGCCCGAGAUCCUACAUCCUGGGUAUCUGCAUGGCGGUCCACCCUCUCGGCAGACCACAGAACGCUAUAUCUCCCUACCCUUAAGUCUUAUUUGUCGUCGACAAUCCCGCGACCGACCGGUCUCGGCGCAUUAUCUCGAAUCCUAAUCCUCCAUGGAUUAAUGUCCAUUGCGUGGGAUAUGCAACGCCGUGAUCAGACAUCUCUUGGAGUCGUGUCCGAGGGAAGCGUCGACGUUUCUUGGCGCAAACUCAUCAGCACCGCGUAUGAUCUUUGGAAAGUUGAUUUCGAUUGGUAUUGUGCGGCUGUAAACACCAGGUUCCAAAGAGGACAGCAGGGCCAGCAACCUGGACGCGAUGAUUCCGUUAUCGAAGAAGAAACCCAACGCAGCGAAUUUGUUGCGUUCGCUGCCGCCUACAAUGCGGUCUAUCAUUCAGCACAAGUGCUGCUGAAUGUCGAAUUUUUAGACGUACAAAUCUACGCUGGAGCUCGCCAUAUUCUCGGCCGGCCGGUGCAGCAAAGGGAUUAUCUGCGGUCCGCCCAGGUCGUGAAACGGUGGGCUGCCAGCACUAUCCCAGCAGCCUCAAGUCGAGAGACAUCCAGUUCAAGUGGAAAAGAGCCUGCCACCACUCCAUCAAGUGAGCAACAGGCCCUUCAGCCAAAUCAGUCGGCGGCAACUGCUGCUUGGCAUGCGGCGCGGAUGCUGCGAGAUACGAUGAAGGUUUUGGUUGACUCGGAGGCUAUGAACUUGUUUCACGUCCCUUGGUGUCUCUACUUGGUGACCUUGACCUGUUGGGCCUUCCACCACGCGCGUCCAAGCCGCGGUCGCAGAACGUCUUCCCGCGUGAACCACGGUGCGUCGGAUGAUGAGGAUGAUGACGCCUACAAUGAAGACGACGAGAUGGUGUGGGAUCCUCAAGCGGAGAUGAAGUCACUGCUCUCUAGUAUGGCCAGUGGCAUCAACCGCAGCGAAUCCGUGCUGUCUUGGGAACGUCGGCGUACGAACGGACUCGUCUGGAUCAUGGCAGAUUCACUGACCAAGGUUCGAUGGGGCAUCGUGCAUUCGGGUGUUGUUGUGUUGCGAGGCUUGGUGCCGCAGCGCUUGAUCAAUCAGUACGAUGAGUUUGAAGAUUAAUUAGAGUCUUUUAAAUCUCGAAAUGACGGAGAUUGAAUUAUGAUGACAUGGUUAUGAUUUAAAAUAUUAAACAUUUGGCUCUCAAAAUACCCUUACUUGAAAUUAAAUGAG
Molecule: messenger RNA, 3018 nt
Organism: Ilyonectria robusta
Lineage: Eukaryota; Fungi; Ascomycota; Sordariomycetes; Hypocreales; Nectriaceae
Product: fungal-specific transcription factor domain-containing protein
Exons: 2
Coding region: 91-2907 (938 amino acids)
Biological process (GO): DNA-templated transcription; regulation of transcription by RNA polymerase II
Cellular component (GO): chromatin
Molecular function (GO): RNA polymerase II cis-regulatory region sequence-specific DNA binding; DNA-binding transcription factor activity, RNA polymerase II-specific; zinc ion binding
Source: RefSeq, a predicted model, not a curated record